Ixodes scapularis (black-legged tick) is the source of this 2218-nucleotide messenger RNA. Its product is annotated as sodium-coupled monocarboxylate transporter 1. The coding region runs from base 1 to 1755 and encodes 584 amino acids. Gene Ontology annotation, biological process: transmembrane transport; sodium ion transport. NCBI's taxonomy places the organism in Eukaryota, Metazoa, Arthropoda, Arachnida, Ixodida, Ixodidae. The transcript is spliced from 15 exons. Gene Ontology annotation, molecular function: symporter activity. Gene Ontology annotation, cellular component: membrane. The record is from RefSeq and is a predicted model, not a curated record.
AUGGAGAAACUGGUCGAAUAUGCCGUGUUCGCCGUCUUAAUGGUGGCAAACUUCGGUCUCGGUCUUUACUUCUCGUUUUACAAGAAAGCAAGGGAGGUGACGGCCGAAGAGGUGUUCCUGGGAAGCAACACCCUGAAGAUGCUUCCACUCGCUCUCUCGGCGCUGGCGUCUAUCAUGUCUUCCCUGGGUAUCAUCGGAGUCACGGGACACGUCUACGCGUACGGGCUCCACGUCUACUGGAACCACAUCUUAGCCCCCAUCAACGCUUUGAUCAUAGCCUACAUCAUCAUCCCCGUCAUCUACAAACUGAAGGUGACUUCAGUGUUCGAAUACCUUUGCAUGCGUUAUGGCAACACUGUUGGACUCACUGCUUGCGUGAUCUACUUCUUCCUCAGCCAAACUCUAGGUGCAGUUGCCAUUUUUCCAGCCGCGGCAGCAGUUUCCACAAUUUUUGGCAUCUCCUUAACUUGGUGCAGUCUUGUUAUUGGCCUCACAGGAACCAUCUACACCGCUUUGGGAGGUCUUAGGGGUGUCGUAUGGACCGACUGUGCGCAAGCCGUGCUCGUACUCUUGGCCCCCAUAACCAUCAUCACCAAGGUCUUGUACGACUCGUAUUACAAGGACGUCAGACUUCGCCCACUGAGUGACAUGAACUGGAAAGCAUUCGCGUUUGAAAGCAGUUUUGACCUCACAAAAGAGGAGAAUGUAUGGGCGUGUUUGUUUGGUUUGUCUACAAUGUACGUGUACCGCGGUGGCAUCGACCAGAUGAUCGUUCAGCGCUACCUGGCGGCAAGAAACCUUAAGGAUGCCCAGAGAACAGCUAAAGUGGGCACACUUCUCCUCUUCUGUUAUUACGCGACAGCCGCCUGUCUAGGCUUGGUGAUGGUCUACUGGUUCCGCGAUUGCGAUCCCUUGCUUUCCGGAGCCAUCACCAGCUACGACCAGAUUGUACCUUACUACGUGAGGAAGUACCUGGACGAAUUUCCAUGUUUUACCGGCUUGUUUCUAGCUGGCGUUGUGAGCGCCGCCACGAGCACAAUAUCAUCACUGAUAAAUUCUCAAGCUGCUGUACUUUAUGUGGACAUUCUAUCGAAGUGCUUCCACCUCAAAAGCAAUGAAGCUUCGAAAGUAACAAAGUUGCUUGCUUUUGGGGUUGGUGUAACAAUGACAGCUUACGGAAUGGCAGCGCCGUACUUGGGAUCCGCUUGCAGGAUCAUAAUGGUGCUGUACAAUGGCGCUACGGGUCCAUUUGUAGGACUAUUCUUCUUGGCAAUAACCUUCCCAUGGGCAAACGGAUGGGGUGCAGGAAUAUCAACUGCGGUGUUCAGCAUCUUGCAGUUAUGGCAGAUGCUCGGCAAAACAUUCAGCGGCUACCAACCUCCUAAGAUGGCUGUCACAAUGGACUACUGCCCGGCGAAUAGUACGAGCCAAGUAAUAGAGUCAUUAACAAAUAACGACAGCAAAAUAGAAGACUUAUUUCCGCUGUACCGACUGUCAUCUUACUGGAGCAGCUUCAUUAGUGCCAUACUGACCAUGAUGUUCGGCCUUAUUCUGAGUUUAUCUACAGGUGGCCGCAAGCAAUACAAGCAAAAUCUUCACUUAACGAGUAAAUUAUUUCUUAAGCUAUGGAGGAAGUUAAGUUUACUAUCCUACGAUAAAUCUGAAUGCGAACAAGCUUGCGCACCCAGGACAGCCGAGUGUAGCUACGAGUUCAAAGCAGACGACGUCCAACUUGCGGAGGAAACGCCUAUGUGACACUUUGGGCGUAUAAAAUACUUGGAAGAUCGCCGAACUUGCGAAUAUUACACGUGUAUGAAUAUUUAACUAAAAGCUUGUGCCGCAUAUUGAUCUGUUAAAGCCGUGAAUUCCCCAUAAACUGUCGGCACAGUGAAAUUUCAAUCUAAUCACAACUUAGUAAUUACUAAUUAUCGUUUUUUUGUGGAGGACUUUUUAAAAUUAGGAAGAGGGGGCGGUACGUAGUGUGCUACGUUCAAGGUAUUGCGAUCCUAGUGAUUUAGUCUUUCAAAACAAUAGUAACCUCAUUAAAAGUGUUAUCAAAUAAAACACCGAUUAACUUGUUAACACUUGAAGUCGGGAUCAAUCUUCCAUUAAGGAACUGCACCGUGUGGACUAAAAGGUGAUCUUUGUAAUGGUGGUUGUAUCUCUUUCUUCAAGCAAAUUAUUCAAACUGUUUGUAAAGGAGAUAGACACUAAGAUG